AUGCCAACGCACCUGUGCCUGUGGUCCCUCACCGAUGGCCAAGACGAGAGCAACCGACUCUACUAUUCGCGUUUCGCGAUGCUAGGCUGCAUAAAUGCGCAGUACGGGAGUUCCCUUCCCGUCACUUGCUUUGCCGGGUCCAGGGGCGCCAUCGCCCGGACAACCUUGGGCACAAUCAUCGGCACAGUCAUGCGGCGAGCAUUGUUUUGGGCACCUCUAUCGCCCGCGCCCCAGUCCUCAGUCCUCAACCAGCAGUCCGCAGCCCUCAGUUCUCAGCUGCCUUAG
Messenger RNA from Diaporthe amygdali, 285 nucleotides. RefSeq lists its product as uncharacterized. NCBI's taxonomy places the organism in Eukaryota, Fungi, Ascomycota, Sordariomycetes, Diaporthales, Diaporthaceae. The record is from RefSeq and is a predicted model, not a curated record. The transcript has a single exon. The coding region runs from base 1 to 285 and encodes 94 amino acids.